Molecule: messenger RNA, 1023 nt
Organism: Debaryomyces fabryi
Lineage: Eukaryota; Fungi; Ascomycota; Pichiomycetes; Serinales; Debaryomycetaceae
Product: putative lipase
Exons: 1
Coding region: 1-1023 (340 amino acids)
Biological process (GO): lipid metabolic process
Source: RefSeq, a predicted model, not a curated record
AUGAGGUAUAUAGCUGUACUACUUGCUUGCUAUCUUGCGUUUGCCUAUGGGUAUAAGGCUGAAUACCAAACUGAAAAGAUACCGCAGGAUUACAAAACGUUAGUUGAAUAUGCUCAUAUUGCAGCCAUUGCUUACUGCCUUGAGAAAGAAUCAAGCCCCGGAAUUUUUGGGGAUGAUGAUUCCAAUUGCUUGCUAGAAAUUUGUAAGACAAAGCCUUAUGAAAGUUUAGCAAUUAAAGGUAGGUUUAAAUUCAAUACUUGGGGUGAAGCAUGUUCUGGCUACUAUGCCAUAGAUCAUGAAACGAAGAGAAUACUCUUGGUAUUUAGAGGCACGGCAUCUAGAAGAGAUUGGUUACGGAAUAUGGAUAUAUUUCCAGUUGAAUAUAUUCCAAUAUUUAAUAAUGGCAUUCCCCUGACAGAUACCGUGCAAAAUAUUGAUUGUGAUAACUGCAAAGUACAUCGAGGGUACUACAAGGUUUUGAAGAAGCAUUGCGGUUCAAUUAUUCAAGGCGUAUUAGCUUUGCAUGAUGAACAUUUAGAUUAUAAAUUGGUCGUAGUUGGUCAUUCUUUAGGCGGGGCUUUAGCAGUAUUAAGCGGCGUUGAGUUACGGUUGAUGGGCUAUGAUCCAUUGGUUGUUUCAUAUGCAAGUCCUAAAGUGGGAAACAAGGAUAUGGCGGAAUACAUUGAUAGAAUUUUCAGCACUUCUGAGGUUGCAGAGUAUAUCUGUGAAAAUAGGGAUUUUGAAACAGGAUAUAUCAGGGUUGUUCAUAAAGGUGAUAUGAUACCCAAGUUACCACCAACCUCGAUUUAUCAACAUUGUGGUUUUGAAUAUACCAUUAAUAAAAAAUACUUUCCACAUAAAUCGGAUGAUAUUGAGCCAAAAGGUAUGUCAAGUUUAGAUGACCAGUAUAUUGAGGGCCAGGUAAGUAUUGCAAAAUUCAAUUACAACAAAUUGUGGUCGGAUAAUGUUGGCAAAUAUGAACAUAAUAAUUAUUUUAUAGGUAUUACAAAGUGUCAGAUAUAG